This is a messenger RNA of Protopterus annectens (West African lungfish), 6556 nucleotides long. It is a transcript of the gene RASGRF2, whose product is annotated as Ras protein specific guanine nucleotide releasing factor 2. The coding region runs from base 428 to 4135 and encodes 1235 amino acids. Lineage: Eukaryota; Metazoa; Chordata; Ceratodontiformes; Protopteridae. The transcript has 27 exons. Gene Ontology annotation, molecular function: guanyl-nucleotide exchange factor activity; protein binding. Gene Ontology annotation, biological process: positive regulation of GTPase activity; Ras protein signal transduction. The record is from RefSeq and is a predicted model, not a curated record. Gene Ontology annotation, cellular component: plasma membrane.
CUUUGUACCCAUUAAUGUUGUGUUGCGCGCGGUUUCACGUGUUGCCUGCUGCUGCCUGCCGCGAGGAAACUCGUGGGCUCCGCUAACUGGUUCUACCAGAUCCACAACUGCGCCUCCACUUAGAGUCGCCCCCUCCCAUUCUUUUUUCCCCGCCCGCCAAGAUUGAGCGCCGCUCCAUCCGAGAGGUAGUUAAGCCUCACUAGGAAGGACAGAGGCGGCAUUGAAGAGGCGCACUGUUUGAGCUCUAGGUCAGGGUGUCAGUGUCUGUCAUGGAGUCCCAAACUGUACACUCACACAGUUACGAGCGAAUUCCAACAGGGAUUUAAUUGUCAACGAUGUUGCUGCGCGAGUUUUGUCCGGUAGAUUACGUGUGAGGAAAAACAAGGUUAGAGAGAGAGAGUGUGCCCACGGGGGUUCUGGGGCCACAAUGCAGAAGACCGUGCGCUACAACGAGGGCCACGCGCUGUACCUGUCUCUUGUCGCGCGUAAGGAGGGGUCCAAACGAGGCUAUUUAAGCAAAAAGACUGCUGAGAACAACCGGUGGCACGACAAGUGGUUCGCCCUUUACCAGAAUUUGCUCUUCUACUUCGAGAGUGAACAAAGUGCUCGACCUAAUGGGAUAUAUCUUUUGGAGGGGUGCAGUUGCGAAAGGGUCCCAGCUCCGAAAGUUUUAGCUGCGGGCAAGGAACUCCUCGACAAACAGCAUUACCUGACUGUAACAUUUGGCCAUGAAGGGCAAAGACCAUUGGAACUACGGACAGAAGAAGAAAAGGACUGCGAUGAAUGGGCCGAGGCAAUUCAGCAAGCAAGCUAUUCUGACAUUUUGAUUGAGAGAGAGGUGCUGAUGCAGAAGUAUAUCCAUUUGGUGCAAAUUGUGGAAACUGAGAAAGUUGCAGCCAAUCAACUCCGCCAUCAGCUUGAGGAUCAAGACACAGAAAUUGAAAGACUGAAAUCUGAGAUUGUAGCACUUAAUAAAACAAAGGAAAGAAUGCGACCCUAUCAAGGUAAUCAAGAAGAUGAAGAUCCAGAUAUUAAAAAGAUUAAAAAGGUGCAGAGUUUUAUGAGGGGCUGGCUUUGCAGAAGGAAAUGGAAGACAAUUGUUCAGGACUAUAUCUGCUCACCCCAUGCUGAGAGCAUGAGGAAAAGAAACCAGAUUGUAUUCAACAUGGUAGAGGCUGAAUCCGAAUAUGUACACCAGCUGUAUGUCCUAGUCAACUGCUUUCUCAGACCCCUGAGAAUGGCUGCUAGCUCCAAGAAACCCCCCAUCAGUCACGAUGAUGUUAGCAGCAUUUUUCUCAACAGUGAAACGAUAAUGUUCCUUCAUGAAAUAUUUUACCAAGGAUUAAAAGCCAGAAUUGCUAACUGGCCAACUUUAGUCUUGGCGGAUUUAUUUGAUAUCCUCUUACCAAUGCUGAACAUAUAUCAGGAGUUUGUUCGAAAUCAUCAGUACAGUCUGCAAGUGCUGGCCAACUGCAAGCAAAACCGAGACUUUGACAAGCUUCUUAAACAGUACGAAUUAAACCCAGCAUGUGAGGGACGUAUGCUGGAAACUUUUUUAACAUAUCCAAUGUUUCAGAUUCCUAGGUAUAUUAUAACACUUCAUGAGCUUCUGGCUCAUACCCCUCAUGAACACGUGGAAAGAAAAAGCUUGGAAUUUGCCAAAUCCAAAUUAGAAGAAUUAUCAAGGGUAAUGCAUGAUGAAGUAAGCGACACAGAAAAUAUCAGAAAAAAUCUUGCCAUAGAGAGGAUGAUUGUGGAAGGCUGUGAUAUACUACUAGAUACUAGCCAGACUUUUAUUCGUCAAGGGACUCUUAUACAGCUACCCUCAGUAGACAGGGGAAAGCUGAGCAAAGUCCGUUUAGGAUCAUUAUCUUUGAAAAAGGAAGGUGAAAGACAAUGCUUCUUGUUCACAAAACAUUUUCUGAUUUGUACACGAAGUUCAGGAGGAAAACUACACCUGCUAAAGGUGGGAGGUGUCCUGUCACUGAUAGAAUGCACUUUGAUUGAAGAGGCUGAUGCCAGCGAUGAUGAAUCCAAAUGUUCAGGCCAAGUAUUUGGACAUCUUGACUUCAAAAUUGUGGUGGAAUCAGCUGAAGCUUCCUUCACAGUUGUUCUACUGGCCCCUUCCAGGCAGGAAAAAGCAGCUUGGACAAGUGAUAUAAGUCAGUGCAUAGACAAUAUAAGAUGCAAUGGAUUGAUGACCAGUGUGUAUGAAGAAAGCUCUAAAGUCACUGUGCCACACAUGAUUAAAUCGGACCUGCGUCUACACAGAGAUGAUUCUGACAUCUGCUUCAGUAAGACUUUAAAUUCCUGCAAAGUCCCACAAAUACGUUAUGCCAGUGUGGAACGACUUCUGGAGAGACUGACAGAUCUGCGCUUCCUUAGUAUUGAUUUCCUUAACACUUUCUUGCACACUUAUCGUAUAUUUACCACAGCAAUUGUUGUGCUGGAAAAACUUACUAACGUUUACAGAAAGCCCUUUACUUCUAUUCCUGCACGGUCUCUGGAACUAUUUUUUGCUACUAGCCAAAACAACAGAGGAGACCACCCAAAUGAUGGAAAAUCUCCACGCCUCUGUCGCAAAUUUUCUUCUCCACCACCUCUAUCCAUCUCUAGGACAUCAUCACCAGUCCGCACUAGAAAACUUUCACUGAGUUCUCCUGUGAACUCUAAGAUUGUAGCUCUUGAUCUCUCCACUUCUUCUUCUGCCAGUAGCCCUUCAUCAUCCUUCAGCUCCGUAACCUCCCCUCCACCUACCAACAACAAACAACCGUUAGACCUGAGCAAAAGCCUGUCAUCUCCUGAACAGAGUCCUGGGCCUUUGGAGGAAAAUUCUGAAAAUCCUCGCAUUGAUCUGUGUAAUAAAGUAAAAAGAAGCUUCCAGAAAGCCAUUUUGGACUCAACAUCAGUUGAUAGAGCUGUUUCUGAAAGUCCUCAACCUGUCGAAACCCCAGACAUGUCACCAUGCAGAUCACCCUCCACUCCACGGCAUCUCCGAUAUCGACAGACAGGAGCGGUGCAGUCUGUCGAGAACAACCGUUGUACUGUAUCACCUGCAUCUGCCUUUGCUAUUGCCACUGCAGCAGCAGGACAUGGAAGCCCACCAGGGUUUAAUAAUACAGAGAGAAUAUGUGAUAAAGAAUUUAUAAUACGCAGAGCAGCGACAAAUCGAGUUCUGAAUGUUUUACGACACUGGGUUUCCAAGCAUAUUCAGGAUUUUGAACUAAAUCCUGAACUGAAGGGGAAUGUUAUAUCAUUGUUGGAGGAAAUUAUGCGUGACCCUGACCUGCUACCUCAGGAAAGGAAAGCAACAUCUAAUAUAUUAAGCGCUGUUUCUCAAGACGAGCCAGAUGAAACUCCAUUAAGAUUAGAAGAUAUCAUUCAGAUGUUGGAGUUUGUUAACGCAGAAUGCUUUGAAAACUUAUCAGCCAUGGAGCUUGCAGAGCAGAUCACACUUCUUGAUCAUAUAAUUUUCAGAAGCAUACCUUAUGAAGAAUUUCUGGGACAAGGUUGGAUGAAGGCUGAUAAAAAUGAAAGGACUCCAUACAUAAUGAAAACAAGUCAACAUUUUAAUGAUAUGAGUAAUCUUGUUGCUUCUCAAAUAAUGACCCACCCAGAUGUCAGCUCCCGUGCCAGCUCUAUUGAAAAGUGGGUAGCAGUAGCAGACAUUUGUCGAUGUAUACAUAACUACAAUGGAGUCUUAGAGAUUACAUCUGCUCUUAAUAGAACUGCAAUCUACAGGUUAAAGAAAACUUGGGCUAAAGUUUCAAAGCAGACAAAAGCUUUAAUGGAUAAGCUUCAGAAAACAGUGUCAUCUGAAGGAAGAUUCAAGAACCUGAGAGAGACCCUUAAAAAUUGCAAUCCACCAACUGUUCCAUAUCUAGGAAUGUACCUGACUGACCUGGUAUUUAUUGAGGAAGGCACGCCAAACUUUACUGAAGAAGGGCUUGUAAACUUUUCCAAAAUGAGGAUGAUUUCACACAUUAUCAGAGAGAUACGUCAGUUCCAGCAAACACCGUAUCGGAUAGAGCAUCAACCAAAGGUCACUCAGUACUUGCUUGACAAAUCACUCAUAAUGGAUGACGACACUCUGUAUGAGCUUUCCUUGAAAAUUGAGCCAAGGCUUCCUGCAUGAGAUCAUGUAUUUUCCUGUGACUACAGAGUGCUGCAGUACAGUGAAGAAAAUUAUGCAUUAUCAGGCCCUCUAAAUAAAGUGAAGUGAAAAGCUGUGGGAAGAAACAGAGGAUUUUCUUCAGCAAGAAAGCUCGAGUCCUGGAUGCAUAAGCAUGGUGUGAAAACAGAUGUCAUAAGUGAGGUGAAAGGUGAAAUGCUUCUAAUCCGAGUUAUUAGGCAAUAGUUUGCAAAAGGGAUAAUGCUGCAAAUAUCUGGUGUGGAUGUUAAAGAUGGGAUAAAGAGAUAGGAGACAUGCUUUGUAACAGAAGUAAUGUAGUAAUAAAGAAAGACAAUUAUCAGUCAGCAAAUGUUAAACAUAGUGAUUGACUAGGCUCCAUGCAUAUGUCCAGUAUUUGUUAGCAAACAAUUUGGAAAAAAGGUAAACAAUGAAAAAGUGGAAACUAAUUCUUUGAAUAAUAAUGACUUAUGGAAGUAGGGUUUUGGCAACUGUAUUUCCGCAACAGCAGAUCACUUGACACCUCUGUAUGGUUUUGCAGUCUUGUUUACAACAAAUUAAAAAGUUCUGAGUAUUACAUUAGCAUGAUGCUUUCCAACAACAACCCCAUUAUUUGAUACUCUGCUUGCAUAAAAGUCAUACUGUGUACUCCUGCAUAGAUUGCGCCUGUCUGGAUGUGUUGUUAGAAAUCCCUUGUGGUACUGAAAUGGGUCAGAUUCAUGUCAUAUCAUUUUAGUAUUGUCCUUUGAUACUGCUAGAUAUGUGUGCAUGUGUGUGUGUUGAACCAGUCUACAAAACGUCUGCAAAUAAUUUAUUACAGCAUGCACAGAACAUGAUAAUACUGUAAAAGAUUACAUAUUAUGCAGUGUAGUGGCGACUACAUUGGAUUAAGUGCCCUUUAUUUUCCAGCUGUCACUAGCAGGUAAACAACAGAGGGCUACAUGAUUACUUCUUUACCUUCCUUAACUUUGUUCCCUCAGGGAGACAGUACUGCUUUACUCACACUUGAUACCUGUCUGAAUCCAUUUGCUUGUGUUAAUUAUACUUGCAGAGUAUAUUUGUUUUAAGAUGAAGCCUAACUUGCUAAGUUCUGAUUCCUUUUCAGUUGCUUCAGAUAUAUCCCUGUUAGAUGUCUGAAAUUCCAGCAGUAUGCAUGCAGAUUCUUUUGUUGAGCAUGAACGGGAAAAGUAUCUUGGACAGUUCCACCGUUACUUGUCAAGCACUUUCAUGAUAAUUAUUUGUACAUAUAUACUUACAUGUAUUUGUGAAAGAUAUUGACUGUAUAUAAAUGUAAACUUUAUGGAAGAUGUCCUGUAACACUUGAAAUUACCAUAUCCACUAGUCUGUGAAAGCAUUUGAAAUGCUAACUUUUCAUAGUGUUAUGCUAACACAUAGAACUAUCCCAAGGAAUUAUUGUCCUCUAAUUUCAUAUUGCAUUCCAAGUUAUCUUCUAAUUUAGUUGAUUUAGAGGAUACAGCGAUAGUCCCUAGACCUUAGCAAAGUAGCUAUGUCAUAAUUUAUGGUGAUACCUCUGAUACUUCCAGCCUACCCUCCUGGCAUUGGGUCUACACUGAGCAUUUGGCAGAUUUAGUAAGACUAUCACAGUUGUUUCAGGCAUAAUAUUGUGUCUGUUCGGCAAUGUGUUAUACAGCCUAUAUACAUUGUCAGAGUACUGUGCAAGAGAACACUUUGAUUGAAUGCCACAGCGCCACCUAAUGGUUCAUACCAUUAACUUCCUAAAGUCCACCCACAUUCAAGCUAUAAAACACAAAAGGGUUAUGCUGAAGAAUUGAAGCACAGACCAAGGUUUGAUAUAAAAAUAUGUCAUUAAUCUUUCUGCUGCUAUAAAAAAUGUACAAUAUACAUAUGCAAUGGAAUAAACCCAGACAUAGUGUUCAGAAGCAACAAGGAGGGUAUGUUUUUCAAUUUAGGAGGUUCAUGAUUAACAAAGUAUUUAUUAAAGGAAAAUAUUCUCUUGGUGCAAUAAAUUAUCUCAGUGACAAAUUGUUAAUGUUUUGUUAUAGGUACUAUUCAACCAAGUAUUUUAAAAUUUUAAGGCAGGCAAGCUAAUGUUGCACAUUUCCAUUAAGCUGAUAAGCAGUAAAAAUGUUUGAAAGUCAGACGGAAGAUUUGUUAUGUGAAAACAGUAGCAUGGAUUAGCAUGGAUUUCAUUUCAUCAACCUGUACAAGCACACACAUUCUUACAGUUAGCUGUCUGAUUCAGAAGACAAACAUAAAUGUAAGAGUUUACUCUGGACAUAUAAGGUGAGACAUGGUUGUGCUUGAUAAGCUGAAACUGUUGUAUAAAUGUCUGAAACUUGCAUUAUUUGGACAGAUAAAAGUUGAUCCGUUUUAAAAAGUUUGAUUUGUCGAUUAUUAUUAUUUUGUGUAUAUUAAGACACAGUAAAAGUUGAAAAAAAAAAUGAA